Messenger RNA from Volvox carteri f. nagariensis, 1398 nucleotides. RefSeq lists its product as uncharacterized. Gene Ontology annotation, molecular function: ATP binding; DNA binding; ATP-dependent DNA damage sensor activity. The transcript has 6 exons. Gene Ontology annotation, biological process: double-strand break repair via homologous recombination. The coding region runs from base 1 to 1398 and encodes 465 amino acids. The record is from RefSeq and is a predicted model, not a curated record. Gene Ontology annotation, cellular component: Rad51B-Rad51C-Rad51D-XRCC2 complex; replication fork. Lineage: Eukaryota; Viridiplantae; Chlorophyta; Chlorophyceae; Chlamydomonadales; Volvocaceae.
AUGGCCGCACAGCAGAAUUCCGGCCUCCCGCCAGACAUCGCUGCCAUCCUUGCGUUCAACGAAACCGGCGCGCAAUUUUUCAAGCGUGUGCAGCACGAAUGCGUCCUGACAGGCUUCCCCAUAAUCGAUAACAACCUUGCGCUGCGACCCGGUGUUGUGCUGGAGGUAGUCGGGCCAUCCGGCAGUGGCAAAACAGAGCUGCUGCUCAGCAUCGCACUGCAUGUGUUGCUCUCUCCUUACGCAGACCCCAACGCCUGGCUAGUCCCCAAAACCCAACCACCACAACCAACCCAACCGCCCCAACCACCGACUAAUCAGCAGCCGUCUCAUGAUCAAGGAACACCAGCACCAGGACAGGUCCACCCACAUAACAAUCAGCAAAGCUCGCAACCGGCACCAGGCUUAGCCGUGAACCCCGAAGCGGCCGCUCCUCAUCGUGCUUCCCAUGCACCCCCCAAUGCCGGCAGCGUCAUCUUCCUGGACUUGGAUGGCAAGUUUGAUGGAGUGCGCCUCAUGCAGGUCCGCUGUGGUGUUGGGUGGGGGGCCCCCGAGGGAUGCGGCGGGGUGAGGGGAGGCAAUGUGGAGGAAAUGGCGGCGGAGGCGGUGGAGCAGCCGGUGGUGGCGAUGCUGAGUCCGGAGCAGGUCGUGGAGGAGGUGCUGUCACAUCUUCAUGUGGCCAGCUGUCGCUCCAGUCUGCAACUGCUAGCAGCACUUGCGGGACUACCCGCCCGGCUGGAGGCGCUCCAGGCGUCGGGGAGUCCCUGUCGGCUGGUGCUGAUUGACAACGUGGGAGCGCACUACUGGCGCGACCGGGCGGCCAGGAACGUGCCACCGCUGCUUCAGGGGGGAGGAGCUAUCGCCGGGCGACUGGUGUAUUUGUCGCGCCGACACCGGUUGCCUGUUGUGGCAACCAAGACUGCGGCCGUCACGGCGAAGGGGCUCGACGGCGGCAGCGCAGUUAGCGGCGACUGGUCGGCGGCGUUGGCGGCGGCGCCAGGCGGUGACAUGUGUCCGAAAGUGCAGCUACAGCAGCGGGAGUUCAUGCCCAUGCCAUGGCAGAACGUCGUCACACACCGCCUUCUGCUGUACCCUCGAGGUGUUGUUGUACCCGGGGCGCCGGCGGCGCCAUCGCGCGGCGCCCAACAACAGCACCAGCCACCACCACCGGCGGCGCUGACAGCCCUGACAGCCAUUUUGGCGGAAAUGUUGGGUCCCGUGGGCCACGCGGCAUCGGCGGCGGCGUCCACAUCGGCGACAGCCCUGUGUGGGGCCUCGGGAGUUGCGAUCUUGGCCGGACCCGGUGGCGGCGGCGGCGGUGGCGGCGGCGGCGUGGGUUAUGGGGGACGGGGCCUGGCACAGCUGCUUGUGAGCUCUGUCGCAAUGGUGGAGCAAUGGUAA